Acanthopagrus latus (yellowfin seabream) is the source of this 4431-nucleotide messenger RNA. RefSeq names its product glutamate receptor, ionotropic, kainate 1b (gene grik1b). Gene Ontology annotation, molecular function: transmitter-gated monoatomic ion channel activity involved in regulation of postsynaptic membrane potential; kainate selective glutamate receptor activity. The transcript is spliced from 16 exons. The coding region runs from base 967 to 3576 and encodes 869 amino acids. Gene Ontology annotation, biological process: monoatomic ion transport; modulation of chemical synaptic transmission; synaptic transmission, glutamatergic. Gene Ontology annotation, cellular component: postsynaptic membrane; kainate selective glutamate receptor complex; plasma membrane. The record is from RefSeq and is a predicted model, not a curated record. NCBI's taxonomy places the organism in Eukaryota, Metazoa, Chordata, Actinopteri, Spariformes, Sparidae.
GACAAGCUUGGUUUCAUAAUAAAAGCACCCUGUAAAAUUUACAUUAAUAAAUCAAAUCAAAUACAUUCUCUUGAUUAAUUUGCAGACAGUUUUCAAGAUUAAGCGUUCAAGUGUUUAGUCUAUAAAAUGUCAAGAAAAACUGUGAAUAACCUUCAAAUUACUUAUUUUGUCCAACCAACAGUCCAAAACCCAAACACUCUUCAUUUUCUGCCAUAAAGACAAUGAAAUUUCCAUUUAAGGAUCUGGAACCAGCAAUGAAUUUUCUCUUGAUGAAUUUAAUUAAUUGACUAGCCUCAUCGUUGCAACUCUAAUUUUAAAUAAUGCAAGCUGAAUGUGAAAAAAAGCAGUAUGUAGGGAAAAGUAUGAAUAAUGGAAACUGAGAUAAAAAAGGCUAAGGGUCAAAUCACUACAAUAUACAACAUACAAUACGUAUAAGAAAUACAUAAUAAUAUGUAAUGGGAAAUUAUCUCUAAAAUCAUAUGAAGCCUAUGCCUCUAAAAGUGUGUCUUGUUGCCACAUGGUCACAAAUUCUUCUUUUAUUUUGAAAGUUGUAACCAGAAAUGCCCUUUUCUAUCAGUGCACACUUGACUGCAGGACCACCGCGCACAGCCCUCCUCCUCAGUUGCAGCCUACUAUUCAAGUGUGCAUCAGAAAAAAAAAAAACAUGAUAAGAAGGAUGUCUGCACUGUGAAUAUGGGAAGCAAAACCUUACUGGCACAUUAAGGAUUUUAGAAUGGGAAAACUGGAGUUAUUUUGAUCAGUGACAGCAGCAAGUGGAGUGUGUGUGUGUGUGUGUGUUUUUUUGUUGUUGUUGUCUUUUUUCUCAUCACAAUGUGUGAGGGAUGGAUGUGGGUCGGAUGCCAGUUUAUUUUCGUUACGGAUACGAGGACUGGCAAGUUAUCAGCAUGAAUUACCGAGGACAGAAAAACUGAUAUCGAUGUUAAAUUCGACUCUGGAGGGAGGACCAUGGCGAAAAGGAAGGGACUGUUAUUUCCACUGCUGUACUUUAUGGCAGAGUUUUGGCUCACUUCGCAGCAAGUCCUGAGAAUUGGGGGCAUCUUCGAGACUCUUGAGAAUGAGCCCAUCAGUGUUGAAGAACUGGCCUUUAAAUUUGCUGUAACCAACAUAAACAGGAACCGGACCUUAAUGCCAAACACCACAUUGACCUACGACAUCCAGAGAAUAAACCUGUUUGACAGUUUCGAGGCCUCGAGAAGAGCCUGUGACCAGUUGGCUUUGGGUGUCGGGGCCGUAUUUGGCCCGUCUCACAGCUCAUCCGUCAGCGCCGUGCAGUCCAUUUGUAACGCCCUGGAAGUCCCUCACAUCCAGACACGCUGGAAACAUCCGUCAGUGGACAACAAAGACAGCUUCUACAUUAACCUCUAUCCUGAAUACACCUCUAUAAGCCGGGCCGUGCUGGACAUAGUGCAGUUCUACAAGUGGAAGACCGUCACUGUCGUCUACGAGGACGCAACCGGACUGAUUCGUUUGCAAGAGUUGAUCAAAGCUCCAUCCAGAUACAGCAUUAAGAUCAAGAUCCGCCAGCUGCCGACAGGAAGUAAAGAUGCUCGCCCUCUGUUGAAAGAGAUGAAGAAGGGGAAGGAGUUCUAUGUCAUCUUUGACUGCUCCUACCAGACGUCAGCUGAUGUUCUCAAGCAGAUCUUGUCCAUGGGGAUGAUGACUGAAUAUUACCACUUCUUCUUCACCACACUGGACCUGUUCGCCCUCGACCUUGAGCCGUACCGCUACAGUGGGGUCAACAUGACGGGCUUCAGGCUGCUCAACAUAGACAGUCCUCAGGUGGCCUCGGUGGUGGAGAGGUGGGCCAUGGAGCGGCUGCAGGCUCCAUCCAAGGCUGAGACUGGAAUGAUGGAGGGGAUGAUGACGACCGAAGCAGCUCUGAUGUACGACGCCGUCUACAUGGUGGCUGCUGCCUCGCAACGCGCCUCCCAGAUCACUGUCAGCUCCCUUCAGUGCCACAGACACAAGCCCUGGCGCUUUGGAUCACGCUUCAUGAACAUGCUCAAAGACGCACAAUGGAACGGCUUGACGGGACAAAUAAUUAUAAACAAGACGGAUGGCCUGCGCAAAGAAUUUGAUUUAGAUGUCAUCAGCCUGAAGGAAGAUGGCUUGGAGAAGACAAUCGCGGGCAACAACCGCCUGAAUAAAGUGUGGAAAAAGAUUGGUGUGUGGAACUCCCAAACAGGCCUUAAUUUAACAGAAAACAACAAGGACUCGUCUACAAAUGUGACUGACUCCAUGGCCAACAGGACCCUCAUUGUCACAACUAUUCUGGAAAAUCCUUACGUCAUGUAUAAGAAAUCUGAUAAGCCGCUGUACGGAAAUGAUCGCUUUGAGGGUUACUGCUUGGACCUGCUCAAAGAGCUCUCCAACAUAUUGGGCUUCUCAUAUGAAGUAAAACUGGUGUCAGAUGGCAAAUAUGGAGCCCAGAAUGACAAGGGGGAGUGGAACGGCAUGGUGCGAGAACUCAUUGACCAUGUGGCCGACCUGGCUGUGGCUCCUCUCACCAUCACCUAUGUGAGGGAGAAGGUCAUAGACUUCUCCAAGCCUUUUAUGACAUUGGGCAUCAGCAUCCUCUACCACAAACCCAAUGGCACCAAUCCAGGAGUAUUCUCCUUCCUCAACCCACUGUCUCCUGAUAUCUGGAUGUAUGUGCUGCUGGCAUGCCUUGGUGUCAGCUGUGUGCUGUUUGUUAUUGCCAGGUUCACUCCCUAUGAGUGGUACAAUCCUCACCCCUGCAAUCCAGACUCAGAUGUGGUUGAAAACAACUUCACUCUAAUAAAUAGUGUCUGGUUUGGAGUUGGAGCACUUAUGCAGCAAGGAUCUGAACUGAUGCCUAAGGCUCUCUCCACAAGGAUAGUUGGUGGAAUAUGGUGGUUCUUUACCUUGAUCAUAAUCUCCUCAUAUACUGCCAACUUGGCUGCCUUCCUCACUGUGGAGAGAAUGGACUCACCAAUCGACUCUGCAGAUGACUUGGCCAAACAAACCAAAAUAGAGUACGGUGCUGUGAGAGAUGGCUCUACCAUGACUUUUUUUAAGAAAUCGAAGAUCUCAACUUAUGAGAAAAUGUGGGCAUUCAUGAGCAGCAGGAAAAACACGGCUCUGGUCAAAAACAACCGGGAGGGGAUCCAGAGGGUGCUUACCACGGACUACGCUCUUCUGAUGGAGUCGACCAGCAUCGAGUACAUCAGCCAGCGUAACUGCAACCUCACACAGAUUGGUGGCCUGAUAGAUUCAAAGGGCUAUGGAGUGGGAACCCCGAUUGGCUCCCCUUACAGAGACAAGGUCACCAUUGCCAUCUUGCAGCUUCAGGAGGAAGGGAAGCUGCACAUGAUGAAGGAGAAAUGGUGGAGAGGGAACGGCUGCCCAGAGGAGGACAGCAAGGAGGCCAGCGCUCUGGGUGUGGAGAACAUAGGGGGAAUUUUUAUUGUGCUGGCAGCCGGACUUGUCCUCUCAGUUUUUGUAGCAAUUGGAGAGUUUAUUUACAAAUCAAGGAAGAACCUGGACAUUGAGGAGGUGAGUGUUGGACAGUGCGAAUGGCACAACAAAUAUUAACACACUAAGGGACUUUAUCAUUCAAUGACUGUUAUGAACCCUCUACACAUUAGUGUUGUCAUUGUUGUCUUCAGAGGACUACAGUAAUCAAUGGGCCAACGAAAAUUUAAGUCUGAAUGUGUUGAACUGCAUUGUUACAAUCAAAACAGAAAAAAACUUUUUAAGGCAGAGUUUAGUGUUUUCCGUAGUUUUGAUGUAGAGCACAUGAACAUUUUAGUCCUAAUUGGAAGAAUACAUUUGAACCCCUUUUUAUGACGACGUAUGCUUGUUAACUUCUGAUAUCAUGACACUUGACCAUCUUGGCCUUGCUGUUUUUUUUUUGCAAAAAACUGUAACAUUGUUAACUUGGUUUGUGUGAAAACAAAUGUCAAUGUCACGCCAUGAUAUUGUUGGUAAGUUGUAUCUUUUGAGGCAUGUUUGCUAGAUUUAUUUUAACAACUGCAGUAAGUUUGAGAGUAUUCUGUCAUAAAAUGUUUGCAUUUUUCAUAUUUAUAGCACACACUUUGACAUAACAACACUACUUCUUACCGCUUUUGUAUGUACUCUUGUAUUUAAAAAAAAUAUAUAUGGUUGUUUCCAGUUUGUUUAUGAAUGAGUGCUCCCUCAAGAUUUUAUUCAAGUUGCUUGACACUCAGGCCAUCAGUUGCUCACGGUGUACAUUUUUUUUCUUUUCUUUUCUUUUCUUUUCUUUUCUUUUCUUUUCUUUUCUUUUCUUUUCUUUUCUUUUCUUUUCUUUUCUUUUCUUUUGCCUUUUGUAUCAUAUGAGGUUCAUAAACAAUGCAUGUAUAAGUUUUGUCAUGUUGGAAUUGUUUCAGAAUGACUAAAGUUAUGUGAGAACAUUACAUCCCUUUAAUC